Messenger RNA from Theileria orientalis strain Shintoku, 2136 nucleotides. Its product is annotated as T-complex protein 1 subunit. The transcript is spliced from 7 exons. The coding region runs from base 1 to 2136 and encodes 711 amino acids. The record is from RefSeq and is a predicted model, not a curated record. Gene Ontology annotation, molecular function: ATP binding; ATP hydrolysis activity; ATP-dependent protein folding chaperone. NCBI's taxonomy places the organism in Eukaryota, Apicomplexa, Aconoidasida, Piroplasmida, Theileriidae. Gene Ontology annotation, cellular component: chaperonin-containing T-complex. Gene Ontology annotation, biological process: protein folding.
AUGAGUCACUUAAUGAACUUGCCGAUACUUUUGCUGAAGGAGGGAACUGAUACUUCCCAAGGACAAGCUCAAAUUGUCAGCAACAUAAACGCCUGUCAAGCAAUUGUAGACUGUGUCAAAACAACUCUAGGUCCGAGAGGAAUGGAUAAGCUGAUUCACACAGAGCGUGACGUGACGAUCACGAACGAUGGAGCGACAGUUUUGAAGCUUCUGGACGUUACACAUCCGGCGGCCUCAGUUUUGGUCGAAAUCGCGAAGUCACAAGACGAGGAGGUGGGAGACGGAACGACCUCAGUGACGAUCCUAGCAGGCGAGCUGUUGAACGAAGCUAAAAAGUUUGUACUUGAUGGAAUUAACCCACAAGUGAUAAUUAAGUACUACAGGGAAGCCUGUAACGUAAUUUUGGACCUGCUGGACAAGGUUUCAAUUAACCUGUCGGAAAAAUCAGCAGAGGAGAGGAAGGAGUUGCUAAUAAAGUGUGCUGAAACCACGUUGAACUCGAAGCUGCUGUCAGGAUACAAGAGGUUUUUUGCAGAAAUGGUGGUGGAGGCAGUGGGACUGCUGGGAGAAGAUUUGGACGACAGCCUCAUAGGAAUCAAGAAGGUGACCGGAGGCUCGUGCGAAGACUCGAAGCUGAUAAGAGGAGUGGCCUUUAAGAAGACGUUUACGUACGCAGGAGCGGAGCAGCAGCCAAAAAAGUUUGUAAACCCAAAGAUACUGCUCUUAAAUUUGGAACUGGAGUUGAAAUCAGAAAAGGAAAAUGCAGAAGUAGUAGUUAAUAAUCCACAAGACUAUCAGAGCAUAAUAGACGCGGAGUACAGAAUCAUAUUUGAGAAGCUGGAAAACGCAGUGAAGCUGGGAGCAAAUGUGGUACUGUCAAAGCUACCAAUAGGAGACAUAGCGACGCAAUACUUUGCAGGUACAACCACUACUGUUAUUAGUAACAUUGGUAUUAGUACUGAUAGUAUUAUUGAUACUGCCAUUGAUACUACUCGUAUUAUUACUACUACUACCACUAUUACUACUAAUACUGCUAUUACUACUAAUACUGUUAGUACUAUUAGUACCACUAUUACUAAUAUCAGUACGACUAGUACUAAUAUCAGUACGACUAGUACUAAUAUCAAAAAAGGAAUAUUUUGCAAUGGAAGAGUUGAAGAAGCUGACUUGAUAAGGACUAGUAAGGCAACAGGAGCGUCAAUACAAACAACGCUUAAUAACCUGUCAACGGAAGUGCUAGGUAGGUUACUAAAGACAAAUAUGGUUACCAGAAGUGGAAGAUGCGACACGUUCGAGGAGGUGCAAGUGGGAGGAGAACGCUACAACGUGUUCACAGGGAGUACAGGAACGUGCACAAUCAUACUGAGAGGAGGAGCACAGCAGUUCAUAGAGGAGUCAGAAAGGUCACUGAAUGACGCACUCAUGAUAGUGAAAAGAGCAACCAAAUCAAACUCAGUGUUACCAGGAGCAGGCUCAACGGAGAUGCUACUGUCGACAUACCUGUACGACUAUUCACUACACUCAAUAGCACCGAACGUCCUCAGCAGUAAAUUAAAUGGAGUGACAAGUGGAGUAGCAAGUGGUGUAACAAAUGGAGUAACAAGUGAAUCAGUAAAUGGUGUUAAUACUGGUGAUAGUGCCACCGCAACUACUACUGCCAACAACAGUAGUAAUUCCAACAUUACUAUGAACAAUACUGAUACAGUAAGUAAUACCACUGUCACCAAAAAUGCCACUACGGAAGCACUCGAUAAAAAAAGUGGAAUUGCUGGAAAGAAGCACCUGAUAGUAAACGGGUUCGCAAGAGCUCUGGAGAGUAUCCCGAGAAACCUAGCAGCAAACUCAGGGUACAACCCGAACGAUAUUCUGACACAGCUGAGGUCAGAGUACAAUAAACUGAGUCUGUACAACACGCUUAGCAGAGGAGACACUGAAGUCAGCGGAGCCUUAACCGCUGGGAGCUGGUUCGGAGUGGACUGCAGAAACGGAAAGGUGUGCAACCCCUACAAGGAGUGCAUCUGGGAGCCCAGCCUCGUAAAAAAAAACUCAAUCUACUCAGCGACUGAAGCAGCCUGCCUAAUCCUCUCAAUAGAUGAAACAGUAAAGCAUCAACCGAGGCAGCAGCCAACACAGUAA